Messenger RNA from Lagopus leucura (white-tailed ptarmigan), 1338 nucleotides. Its product is annotated as ammonium transporter Rh type B-like. Gene Ontology annotation, biological process: ammonium homeostasis; ammonium transmembrane transport. Lineage: Eukaryota; Metazoa; Chordata; Aves; Galliformes; Phasianidae. The record is from RefSeq and is a predicted model, not a curated record. Gene Ontology annotation, molecular function: ammonium channel activity. Gene Ontology annotation, cellular component: plasma membrane. Bases 1 to 1338 code for a protein of 445 amino acids. The transcript has a single exon.
AUGGCAUUGCCACCACCCACCAGCACCCGCUGCCUCCUGCCCCUCUCACUGGGCCUGUUCCAGGCUGCCCUGCUGUUCUUCUUUGCCCUCUUCAUCACCUAUGACAAGCACUCAGCUGCAGCCACAAACUCAGAGGACGCCGAGCAUGCACCCAAGCAACUCCACAGCACCUUUCCCUUCUUCCAGGACAUCCAGGUGAUGCUGGUGGUGGGGCUGGGGCUGUUGCUGGCUUUCCUGCCCCGCUACAGGCUCAGCGCAUUGACCCACAACUUUCUCCUGCUCAAUGUCUCAGCGCAGUGGGCACUGGUGCUGCAGGGUCUGCUGCACCGCCUGCACCACGGCAAAGCACUUCUGGGGCUCCACAGCAUGCUCAGCGCUGAGUUUGCUGCCGUCACUGUGCUCAUCUCAGCGGGAGCCGUGCUGGGCAGGACGAGUCCCUGCCAGCUGCUGGCCAUGGCCCUCUGCGAGGUGCCCAUCUACCUGGCCAGUGAGUGGCUCAUCAUCACCCGGCUGGGUGUCCUUGAUGUGGGCGGCACCAUCACCAUCCACAUCUUCGCCUGUUACUUUGGCCUCGGCGUGUCCAAAGUGCUGUUUGGGAAUGCAAAGCCAACGGUGCAUCCUAAAGAGACCCCAACGCCGCGCUCCGACCUCCUGGCCCUGCUGGGAACGCUCAUCCUCUGGGUGUUCUGGCCCAGCUUCGUGGCUGUGCUGUGCCAACCAGAGGAUGCCCAGCACCGUGCCAUCCUGCACACCCUGCUGGCAUUGAGUGCCAGUGCCAUCACCACUGUGCUGAUCUCCAUCCUGCUGGAGAGUGACGGCAAGCUGAACGCGGGUCACCUGCAGAACGGCAGCCUGGCGGGCGGUGUGGCCAUCGGUGCAGUGGCCGACAUGCAUAUCACUCCAGCAGCAGCCUUGGCACUGGGCAGUCUCUCCUCACUGCUGUGCAUCCUGGGCUUCCAGUUCCUCACUCCGCUCCUGGCAAAGAAACUGGCGCUUCAGGACCGCUGUGGGAUCCACAACCUGCAUGGCUUGCCCGGCAUCCUCGGCGCAGUGGCCAGUGUUGUGGCUGCUUUGGUGGCCCCUGGGGAUGGCAGCGAGGCAGCAAGGCACAGGCAGGCACAGUGGCAAGCAGCUGGGCUGAUGGUGGCUCUCGGUGGCUCGCUGCUCGCCGGGAUGCUGGUGGGUGCUGCACUGCGCCUGCCCUGCCUGGCCCCACCGCCUGAACCACUGUGCUUUGAGGAUGCACUGUACUUUAAGCUCCAGGAGCGGGCAGAGAGCCCCCCAGCUCUGGGCAGCAGCACUGAGGUGGACCGCCUGGCCAUGAAGGAGUGCGUGUAG